Acanthaster planci (crown-of-thorns starfish) is the source of this 1289-nucleotide messenger RNA. Its product is annotated as mitochondrial translation release factor in rescue-like. Gene Ontology annotation, molecular function: translation release factor activity. The record is from RefSeq and is a predicted model, not a curated record. NCBI's taxonomy places the organism in Eukaryota, Metazoa, Echinodermata, Asteroidea, Valvatida, Acanthasteridae. Gene Ontology annotation, cellular component: mitochondrion. Gene Ontology annotation, biological process: translational termination.
AACGUGGCGCUAUAAGAUCCUUGGUUGUGACCAUACGUGUACGUACUGAAACUGCGCUGCACAGCAGCUGUGUGUGUGUGUUCAUCGGCCCCUGAACCUCGACAGAAGACCAUAGACGUAGACGGGUCUGUGGACAGGCACUGGGGCAUGGAGGUAGGAAAAGAUGGCAUGCAGAAAGGACGCCCUCGUCCACUUCGCUACGUACGAGUCAGUGAUCAUAGUUUGUCAUUUCGUCUAUCCUGUUUAUUGCUGUGCUAGGCCUACCCAGACAUACUAGAUUUCCAGUCAGUGAGUGUGCAGACAAUCAAACAGGUUUACAUGUAUGUUGGCCCCUGCUCCAAGUCAACCAAGGCUCUUAUUUAGUCAUUGUCCACUACAUGUACGUCACUUUGCUGUUCUGCAGACCUGGAGUGUCAUCAGUUACUUCUUUAACUAUGUCAACAUGGCCCAGAGGAUUGUUUGGCUUGCUAACUGUAGGUCACUGGUUUUGCUUAACUCUCAGCUGACUUAUGCUCAAGCACCUUCCAGUAAAUGCACAAGGCUAGCCUUGACAUCAAACAUCAGUUUUGGAACAACUUGCAAGAAGACAGUGCAGCAUGUUCGGCUUUCAACGACUACCAGGAUGGGAAACUUUGGAGGGUUCUAUUCAGCCUGCACAGCAAACCGGUCUGGGUGGUUUCCACAAUUAAGACUUGCUGGCCAAUCAACCAUGACCUCAAGCAGAUGUUUAUUGCAAGCCCCUUGGCCAACAAUGUUGAACUCUGUGGCCGCCUCCACAACCACUACAAGAGACAAGACUAGGACUAAGCUUCGGAAAAAGCUUCCUGAGCUCGACGAGACCGAGCUAGAAGAGAUGUUUGUUCGAGGAUCGGGACCAGGGGGACAGGCAACAAACAAGACCAGCAACUGCGUUGUUCUUAAACACUCUCCUAGUGGUAUAACUGUCAAGUGCCAUCAGACACGUUCGCUGCCCGAGAACCAAAAGAUAGCCAGGGAGCUUAUGAAGGAGCGACUAGACAUCCACUACCACGGGGAGGACAGUGCUGUUCUCCAGCAGAAGGCUGCCCACCGGAAGAAAGUCAGCGAGAAGACUCGCCGGACCAAAGUGAAGCUGGAGAAACUCAAAAAGAUGAAAGAAAUGCUCAUGGAGGACAAGGAAGUGUAGAGGAGGAACUUGGACCUCUUGCCACUGGUACUUGGUGACUGUUCCUUUGACAUGGCAAGGAACCAUUUACAAAUGUGAAGUGUAACCUCUCCAUUAAGGAAGCGACUUAAUACUAGCCCGUGAA